This is a messenger RNA of Monodelphis domestica (gray short-tailed opossum), 9556 nucleotides long. Lineage: Eukaryota; Metazoa; Chordata; Mammalia; Didelphimorphia; Didelphidae. The record is from RefSeq and is a predicted model, not a curated record.
GCCGGGGAGAGCGGCCGGGAGGAGGAGGAAGGAGGAAGCAGCCGGGCCGGGCCGGCCCCGAGUCAGCCCCUGCGGCCCCCCGAAGCCAGGCCUGUGACUUGGUGACUGAAUAAUUCACCUGACGGUACAGCUCUGUGAUCCCAAGAUGCUGCACAGAAGCUGAUAUGCUUUGUGGAGGGAGUGUCCACACGGGCAGCUCCCCGCACCAAUGAUCUCAUGGGUUCUAGAAGGCAGCCUGGUGGCCUGAGGGGCAGAGCCAAGAUGGUGGCUCAUUAGCAGUGAAAGCCUAAACUGCUCUGAUGAACCUUCCAAACCAGUCUUUAAAAAGUGCCUCGAAACAGCAGGAGUCAAAAUCCACCAGAGGGACAGAGUGAGGAGGCUCUCCCAUUGGACACAGCUCGAAAGGCAGGCAGAGGGUUGAUUUUCAUGGGAAAAGGGGAAACCAGAAGCCAAACUGCACCCAGAGGAGUGCUGACCGACCACCUCUCCUCCUAUUGCACCAGAUUCCAAACCUGGGCAGAGGCCACCUUCAGGAUCCCAGGACCUCAGCUACACCAACAAAAGAGCCCCUUGGACCCAAGUCCCAGGCCUGGCACCACCCCACAGUGAGGCCCCAAAGUCCAUAGUACUGGGCUGCUGGGGACAUCUACGGAGUCGCAAUAGGGGACAGUUUAGAACUGUCGGGGGACAGCUUAGAGCUGUCGGAGAACAGCUAUGGAGUUGCAAGAAAGCAAGACUGGAAUAUUAUCAAAGAGGGAUAAUGAAGUUUAUUGUAAGCAGCACAACAGAUUUAAAGCUCUUCUCGAGAGACACAGUCUACCCUCCCCAGAGUGUGAACAGGGGAGUGACCCGCUCCCAGGAGAUCUUGGAACUGUUCAUGCAGCCUUGAACUGAGAUGACUGUUUUGGCGUACUCAGCAGGAAUGGUAUGUCACAAACACCUGGGAAGAGGAACUCUAUUCCAUGAAGUCAUGAAAGGUUCACUGCCCUGGGCCCUUUCAAGCCUACAUUGCUGUGCUGAAGACCUAGCCCUAAGGGAAAACAGCUCACAGCUCCAAGUCCUGCAUGCCAAUGGCAGAGGACACAGAUUCAGAAGCUUUCACAAUUCCCAUUCUGUAGGAGGAAAAAAAAAGGCUGGGAAAAUGAGCAAACAGCAAAAGAAACUCCUAACCUGCAAAAUUUUCUGUGGCAAAGAGCAAAACACAGACUCAACAGGGGACAGUGAGAUCCAAGCAACCACAUGCAAAACUUGAAAGAAAAAUGGAAAUUUGUUUCAAGUGCUGAAAGAACUCAAAAAGGAAUUGAAAAAAUCAAAUAAGAUAGGGCAAAGAAAAUGGAGAAAAGAAAUUAAUGUAAUGCAAAAAGAAAAUGACAGGUUAAAAAGCAAAAUUGGUCAACAAGAAAAAGAGGCACAAAAAUCCAAUGAAGAAAAGAGUUCUAUGAAAAGUAGAAUGGACCAAAUGGAAAAGGAGAAUGAAGAGGUCAUGGAAGAAAUUCAGUUUUUUAAAACUUAGAAUUAGGCAAAUAGAACAUAAAGACUUCAUGAAACAUCAAGAAACAAUAAAACAAAAUCAAAAGAAUAAAAAAAAGAAAAUAUGAAAUAUUUUAUUGAAAGAACAUCUGACCUGGAAAAUAGAUCCAGAAGAGCCAAUUUAAGAAUAAUUAGAUGACCUCAAAGUCAUGACCAAAGCCUGGUGUCCCCAGAGAGGUCCCUUAAUCUCUGAGCUUGUUUCUGAUUGCCCUGUCAGGGCUGUUGUGAGGGGAAUCACAUGGGAAUGACCAGACCUAACAUCUUAGGUGGGGCUUAGAGAAAGUAAAGUGACUUAUCCAGGGUCUCUCCACUCCAAUGCCCUGCCUCACAUCAUUGACAUUAUUAGAUAUAAUUCCGGUCACAUCAGUGACAAUAGAAUAAAGGGUCCCAGCACCAUUGACCUGAACUCCAAUGGCUUGGAGCCUUUUUGGCCAUAUCUUUAGCCUUGGGGAGAAGAUGGCAGUAGUUAAAGGGUCGAGGUCUCCAGUGAAGUGCCCCAGGGAUCUGGGCUUGGCCCACUGCUAUUUAACAUGCAGGUCCUAAGCUUAGAGGCCCACUCAGCCCACUAAUUGGAAGAUGAUGCAUUGUUGGGCGGGUUGUAUAUAUUGGACUAGAGUCAGAACUCCACACUUCCCACCAAACAACCUUGGUCUGGUCCAAUGAGGUGAGAGGAAGUGGGUGCCCAUGUGAUGGGCAUCUGGAUCUGCCUGGAUCCAGACUGUGGUGGGUCAUGGCAAGACCACAGUUUUCUGGGAAAUCCAUUUGGGGUUGAAGGAGACUCAAAGUCAAUGGUGGUCUGCAGUGGGAAGCAGCAGCCAAAGGGAUGGGGCUAUCUUGUCCCGUCACUGAGGGAGGCAAGGCCUGUCUUCUGCCUUGUGCAGACCCCCUCUGGAGAUUUGCCAGGAUUGCAGAGGAUGCUGGGAAGCUGGAGGGUGCUGUAAGGAUAAAUUUAGUGUUUUGACUUAAAAUCUAAAUAAGUAGUGGCCAUGGGAAAUUCCCAAAUGUGAAAAUACCCAAGUCACCUGGGGAUUUAUGGAGAUUUUAAUUAAUAGAGAAAGAAUUAAGGGAAGGAGAUAGAGAGAGAGAAUCAAUUUAAACUGCUCUGGCUCAGGCUGAGCCAAGAAGUAGUUAAAGGCCAUGGCCAAAGUGGCCUCCCUUAGCCUAAGGGAGAGGGAGUCAGUCUUAUCACUCACCACAAGACCGUCUCCAAGCAAGCUCCAGUCCUCUACUGAAUCUCCUGAACUGAGUUCAGAAUCUAACUCAAUUCCGAACUCAAUUUUCCUCAACUGACUUUUUACCCCUCCUUUUAAAGAAAUUUUCUCUUAUGUCACCUCCCCUAAAUUUUCAGGUUUACCAAUCACAGUUGACACUUUUUUCCAGGAUUGUCCAUUCUUAGUUCUAACCUUCUUUGGUUCUCACCUUCUCUGGUUAGAUUAUAUCUUCUGAGUACUUCACACCUCUUUGUUAAGCUUGCCUUUUGUAAGUUACUUGACCUUUUUAGGUACUAAUUUAACCUUUACAGGUACUUAAGGCCUUUUUGUAUUAGAUCUAAAAAUAGAGUUAACUUAAGGUUCUAGCUUCACUAUAAGGUAUGAGUUAAGUACCUUCAUUGUUUAAUCAGGAGUUUACAACUUUAUCUUCCCCUAAAGUAGGUCUAAGUAUGAGUGGAGUAAAGUUCCCAAGACAUUCCUGAUUCUUGUUAGAUCAAGUAUCUCCAUGGUUACAAUAAGGGAAUAGCUAGACCAAAUCUUCUAAAGUACAGUCUGAGUAGUUUUUUAAGAUUCACGGUGUCCAGGGGAGGACAGCCAAGAGGGCAGAGGCCUCUGGUCUGCAGCAUGUGAGAAAGAAUUGGGCACAUUUAGCCUGGAGAGCAGGAGGCUCAGGGAAGUUGGGAGAGGCCUGUGCAGUGGGGGAGGACGGAGGCUUGUUCUGCUUGACCCAGGGUAUGUUGGGGGAGGAACAGAAAGGCCACUGGAGAUGUUCCAGGAUGGAAGGGGCAGCCCACGGGGGAGGUAAGUGGGGCCCCCUACUGGAGGACUUCAGGGCCACAACAUCAGUCUGGGUCUGCCCUGGGCUGGGCUCCAGCUGCCCACCAGACUCGGCCUUUUCCUUCUGUUCGUCUCUUGAGCGAGAGCAGCCAACCCAGAGAUGCCUAUGUGUGUGUCUUCACGUGAAUGCCCCAGGCCUUCUGGCUGCCCUCUCACCCCCACGCCCUGAGCCUCCCCCCAUCUGCCCUGCCAGAUAGGAGUCCUCCAGAAACAAGUGAGCCAUCCACUGGCCUUGCCUGAGCCUGUGGUUCUCCUGGCCCCAGAAGCCAACCAGUCCCCAGGUUGGGCUGUUGAACCCUUCCCCACUCCUGCUCUGGGAGCCUGUGGGGAGCAGGCAGCCUAGCUUUCCUCCCCAGCUGUGUCCCAGCCCUCCAGAUGGGCUGAGCAGGUGGGGAUGGGGGGCUGGCCACAGCCUCGCUCUGCCCUGGUUAUCCCCCUCCCCCUCCCAUGCCCGGCCAAGCUGACCCUUGGACUGGGCAGAGUCUGGCUGGGGCACAGGGGCAGGCCCUAGGAGGGGGCGGGCAGAGCCUGCAUGCCAGCCGGGUCUCUGCUUACAGGCUGGGCCUGGGGGGGGGUGUCUGAGCACCGCUGGCAGGAAGGAGGAGAGGUAGAGAGGGCCCCGCUGACCUCAGGGUGCAGCUCUACAGAGAAGAGGAGGCCUGGCCGGUUUGCCCAGUAGAUGCCCUCUUGGCAGAGACUUCAAGAGCACCAGAGUCAGGGGCUGGCCUGACUGGCCUUCCGCCUGGCAUGGAGCCCAGCGUCUGGGGCUCAGGGCAGAUGGCCUUCCUCAGCAACCUUCUGGCAACUUCUGCCUUCAUUGCUGUUUCUGACUCGGUGCCAUUCGGCUGGCGUCUUGGAUCUGCAUUCGAGAGCCUCCACAGACCACCUCUGGAGGGUUUGGAGCACGCCGAGCGCGCCGCCCUGUGCUUCGUGUCCGGCGUGUGCGUGGGGCUGCUGUUCACGCUGGCCGCCCUGGUGCUCGCCAUCUCCUGGCGCGCCGACUGCCGGCGGCUGCCCCGAAAGAAGGGCCUGACGCGGCGUCGGAGCGGCGGCAGCAGCAGCAGCAGCAGCGGCGACAGUGACAGCGACAGCGACGAGGACAGCGUUGGCGGCCGCUGCUCGGCCUCGCUGGACGGCUCCACGCGCCGGCCGUGGCUCUACGAGCGGCCGCCCCACAGGAACGUGUUCACGUCGGCGGAGGAGCUGGAGAGGGCGCAGAGGCUGGAGGAGAGGGAGCGCAUCCUCCGCGAGAUCUGGCUGAACGGGCAGCCCGACGGGCCCGCCCCGGCCCCCCGCAGCCUGAACCGCUACUACUGAGGGGCCCGGAGGAGGGGGAGACGCAGCCCAGCGGGCGGCUCCUGACGGCCCUUGAACCCAGGGCCGAGUCCUCCCAGCGCUCGGGGAUCCCCUUCCCCGCCUUCCGUUCUGCUCCUUCGCGGGCCGAGCUGGAGUCCCGCUCCCUGGGCGCCCUAGGCCUUCCUCUGGCCAGGCGGGGGACCGGCAGCUGCCCGGGGAGGACCGGCCCCGCCCCCCGGGAAGGCGCCUUGGUCAGCGCCUGGAGAAGCCUGGGCUCGGAGCUCUUUGUAGCCUCGGGCCGGGGGCGUGUCCGUAAGGGAGUGCCUAGAUGCUCGUGCGCAUGCGCGCGGUUCUGUGUAGUUGACUAAAAAGGAAGACUGGGUCUGGAGCCUCUGGGCGUUUGGGGGCGGCUGAGGGGCUCACACGAGCGGGUGUUUCUCCUGCCCCCCCUCCCGCUGCUGACCUUCCGGCCUGGCACUGGCACCUGGGGCGGCUUCCAUCCCCUGCUUCUUCCUCCCGCAGGGGGGCGUCGGAGAGGGUCUGUCCCAGGGGAACUCCGCCCCAGGCCCUUAAAGCUGAGCCCCUCGGCGCUGCUCCCGGCCUUCCCCCUGCGGCCCAGAGAGCACCGGAGAGGGAGAGUCCGCCUCGGAGGCCCUCGCUCGGGGUCUGCGUGGAGCCGGGCGGCCCUGGUCCGGCGCCUGCCCCCCCCUACCCCCCCCCGGCUGUCCCUCGCUGCCCGGACGGGGCUUGGAGCUUAGCGGGCUCCAUCCCGGGGCGCUGCGGGAAACGAGGCUGCGCGCUUCAGCGGCCGGCAGUGGCCGAGUGGGCGGGGCCCAGCGGAGCAAAAGGCUGCCGUGGCCCCGCCUCCGCCCCGCCCCGCCCGGCCUCUGGGUCCGCAGCCCAGGCUAGCAGAUUAGCGCGCUUGAAAGCCGCUGGAGCUGCAAAGGGGGCCCCGGCCCCGGGGGGAGGCUUCAGGCACGUGGGCCGGCUGCGUCCGGCUGCACAAAGCUGGGGGCUGACCGGAAAGGGCGGGAGGUGGGGAGGGGGGAGGGGCUUCUGGCCCGGGCCGAGAGUGGGACCAUCCGAGGUCCAGGCGCCGCUGGGGUCAUUGGUCCGGAGAGCUGGGAUCCCGAGGGCUGUGGACUGGGGACGGCGCGGGUCUGGCCGGGGGGAUGUUAUUACUCCGCUGUGACUUGGUGGCCCGUCCCAGCUUUUCUUGGCUGCGUUGCCGGAGCGCCUCGCCAUUUCCUUCUCCAGCUCAGGAGCCCAGGCAAGCGAGGGAAGAGACUUGGCCACGGUCACACCGCUGGGACGCGUCUGAGGCCAGAUUUGAACUUGUCUUCCUGAAUCCAGGCCGGGGACUCAUUCCACUGCCCUGAGCUGCGAGCAUCCUCUCUCCUCCAGGAAGGGGGAGCCGCCGCGGAGGCUGGUGGAGCUGCCGGUAGAGCCCUUCCAGCUCCCGCUCCCGCUCCCGCUCCCAGCUAGCUUUAGGAGAGCGGAAUGUGUGUCCCCGCCCAGACGGUUACCAGCCCGCCCCGCUUCUUCCUCCCGAAACCGAGAGGCUCCGCCCCCAGGCCCUCCGGUCCGGUCUGGCCUCCUCCUGGCUCCCGCCCCGUUUAACCUGGACCUUCCGGGAGCCGGUUUGCUCAGCCCAGCCUGGAGGUAGAACCUGCGAGAGGCCGCCAGCCCGUCCCACGUGGCCGGGCGGCAAAGGCUGUUUCUCAGGCCCGCCGCAGCUUCCCCGGAGCUGGGUGCCGGCAGAAGGGGCCCAUCCCCGGGCCCCCCCUGCGCUGGGGCUGCCCUCCGAAGGAGGCUUUGGGCGCCUGCCCUGCUCUCUGCUCAGAGCUUCGGCUCGGGGCACGAGGGGCCCUUGGCAAGGAAUGUGGCCAUCGGGAAUGCCCGGGGCCCCGGGUGGCAUCUCAGGCCGCCUCGGCUCUAAAGGCCCACCCCAGGAGAAGCCGUUCCCCUCGGGGGCAGGGAAGGGAGCAAAGGAGAUCCUGCUCGGUUUGCCUGGCAGGACGCCCCUGGGUUCUCCUUCCUCCCCGAGGGCGGCUCUAGUUCCAGCUAAGCCCCAGGAGAGGCCCCGCAGCUCCCUUUCCUCUGCUUUAGGAGGCCCCGGGGCCGGAAGAAAUUCAGGAUCUGGGCCCUGAGGGGGACGUCCAGCAGGGAGUAGUCUCCAGCUCCCUGAGGCGGAAAGGCCGCUGCUGUGCCGGGGCGGGGCUGGGCCAUUUCUUUCUCCAGCUCCUGAGGAAACUGAGGCACAGGGGGUGAGGGCACAGCUAGCAUGAGGUCAGGAAAGAGCUUGAGCCCAGCCCCUGGGGCUCGGGAGGAUCAGGGCCAGAGGACUCUCCAAAGGCACAUCAGAGCGCCCGAGGGCGGGGCCUGGGGGCGCUGAAAGGACGCCUCUGGGGUCCCAUAGGGGAAGCUUGCAAGGCCUUUAGGGCAUUUAGCACCUGCCAGUCGCCCCUGAAGCAGCAUCCCGAAGUCAGCUGGGCCGGCUGACUCCAGGGCUGGUGCUCUCCCGCCCCGCCCCCUCCCUGAGACAUCCCCCUCCGGCCUGCCAGGGCGCCUCGGACUCCGAAGCCGCGUCUGACAGUCCACGUGACUCAUUUCUGAGUCCUCACAGUGGGGGGCCGGAAUGUUGUCCAGCUGCUGCAGGCUCGCGUGCGGGCGAGUUUCCGGGGCCUUCCGGGCAUUCCUGGCGUCCUUGGUCGCUCCCGAGCACGGGCUCCGACCCUCUGAGGCCCGCUGGUGAUUCGGCCUUUGCUUCCUUCCUGUGCAACCUUCCCGCAGCCCCGGGCUCCCGUUGAGGUGCCCCCCACAGAAGAUCGGGGCGCGGCCGGCCCUGCCUUCCGCCUCAGCCAGGGCGGCCCAUUUCCCGGCUCCCGUUGGUCAGCCGCUUCUCCGGGGUGGGGCACGAACCAGCUCCUUUCCUCGGGCCUCGCUCCGUCCAGCCUCCGCCCGCUGUGCCCCUCCUUUCGGGAAAGAGCCGGAGAGGAGAAGGGAAGGGAAGGGCGGCUGCCUGCUGCAGGGCCCCCGAGGAGGGGGAACCGGUGGCCAGGCGCCCUGCGCUCUCCCUGGAGCCCCUGAGGGGGCGAAGAGCUGGAGGGAGGCGAGAGCUGCACCGUGCCGCUCCCCACCUAACUUGCAGCCCUCCACCGACAGCUGUUGCCCUUCAGCGCCCCCUGGCACCGGAGCAGGGACGGAGGGGGGGGACCCAAGCACUUUACCCAGAGUCCAGCCCAGGAGGGGGAAGGAGACCGCCUAGAGGUGUGCACGGAGGCCUCCUCACGGCCUCUUCUGGCUCCAGACGCUUGAUGGUUCAGUGACCCUGGACAAGUCACUUCCCCUCCUUCUGCACCAGUUCCCUCAGCCCUUCCUUGGCACAGUCCCCACGUUCACCGUCAGCAUAACCAGCCGGAGGCAGGAGAGGGUGUGAGCUUGGGCCCGGCCCAGGCAGGCCAACCAGCCUGGGUAAGCCUGGCCUGGCUUGCUGCGGGAAACCGUGAGGAAUCCUCUCUGGCCAGCCCAGGAAUAAGGCUGGGUGCAGCCUGGACCAGGGGCUCCGCAGGCCCUUCACUUCCCAGACUAAAGAUCCCACCCAUCAUGGGGCUCCAGAACCUUCCCCAAAUCCCCGAAAGGCCCAGAGCAUUCUGGGGAUUCCUGGGCAGGCGGGAGAAAGAAGCUCAGGAGCCCCAAGAAUGGGGCCUAGGGAACGCCUGGGGCCAACUACUUGCCUAAUUAGCAACACCUGUGAACUGGAGCCCUGUGUUACUGCUCUUGGGGUUCUAGAGUAACCCUGUGGGUGGCCGGUUCCCCAAACAUGAGGUCGGACAAGCCCCAGGAGCUUCUACUCAAGUGGCCUAGACUCCCGAAGUCCCCCAGAAUGCUCAUGAUUGCCAUGGUUCCGCCAGAGGGUCUUCCCUGCUCCCUGUCCCUGAGGAGCUCCCAAAAGGCAGCAGCGUGCCCAGAGGGCUGUGGGAGCCUGACCAGGCCCCCUUGGCUUCCUCAAUUUCAUAGGCGGGCUUGUUGCAUAGCUCAAAUGUGAUUGUAUUUGUAAAGCACCUAGUAUGGGACAGGGCACAUAGUAGGUGCUUCCUUCCUGCAGACAAGAGAACGUUAGAGCUAAGUCCCCAGAAAUGGUGACUGAGGUUUUUCAUUGUAUUUAGUUAGACGACUGUUCCGUGGUUCAUGUUCUUUUCCUGCCCCCUCCCAAUGCCAACGAGCAAUUCCACUGGGUUUGACAUGUCCCAUUUCCAUGUUAUUAAAUAUCUGAGAAUGAGGAACAAAAGAACUUCGAGAAAGCAGAUCAGUGCCUGGAGCUCCAGCGAGCAACUAAAGAAGCUCCACAGAAGAACAGCGUGUGAAUCCCCAGUUAAACACCAAAGCUGGAAGCUGGAAAAUCCAAGGAGAUGAAGAGGGCUGAAAGCAGGGAGCCGGGUUGGUUGGGGGAGGGGAGCAGCCCAGAAAAUGGAUAAACCACGGGACUCAAAUCUUCCAAAGGAAAGAAGAAAGUCCAAGGACCAGAACGAAACUGAAAAUGCUAAAUUCACCUCCAGUGAAAAAGGAUUUAAAGCAAUUAGGGAUUCUUUUACCCAAUUAUAUGCCAAUCAAUUUGAUAAGCGAAGCAAAAGGGCUGCAUAUUUACGAAAACACAAUAAACUGCCCAGACUUCUAAAGUA